UUUGUUUAAUGUGGAUCCUGCUAUUAAACAUGGAUUUCCAAAAGUUAACUUGACCUGAAAGAAAUUCAAUCAGCAGUGGAUGGCUGUUGGAACUGGUGCACUAUGGAGAUGUUUGCUAAUUAUUGCUUUGUUUGGAUUUUUCUGAAAGGAACCUUUUGUCUGUUGGUUCUCGGGCAACACCAGACGCACAGCAACUUCACCUUCAUCAAAAGAACAGCUCCUCAACUCCACAGAGACCAGGAGGCGUCUCCACAGAACAACUGGGUUCUUCAGACCAGGAGUCUGGUUCAGAACACCAGACUCCCCAUUAGCCCCUUCAUCCCUCUCUCCAAACAGGGACUCUGGGAAAUUCUUGAAGGGAACUCACAAUCCAACUCCAACCCAUCCUUAAAGAUAAAGCUCCAGCCCAUCAUGAAAGUUCACGGAGCAGCUAAACUGUCCCGGACGUUCAGUUGGGGGGAUUUUUACUCAAACAUCAAGACAGUCAAACUGAAUCUGCUGAUCAUGGGAAAGAUUGUGGAUCACGGGAACGGCUCUCUGGGCGUCUACUUCCGCCACAACUCCACAGGAGUGGGCAACGUGUCCGUCAGCCUCGUCCCACCGAUGAAGGAGGUGGAGUUCGACCUGGAGCGCCAAAGCGUGGUCCACCCCAAAGACUCGAAGACGUUCAACUGCAGGGUGGACUACGAGAAGACCGAACGCAACAAAAAGGUGAUGCUGUGCAACUACGACCCGUCGAAGACGUGUGCGCAGGAACAAACCCAGAGCCACGUCACCUGGAUGUGCUCCAAACCGUUCCAGGUCAUCUGCGUCUACGUGUCCUUCUACAGCACAGACUACAGGCUGGUUCAGAAAGUCUGUCCGGACUACAGCUCCCAGACUCCAGCCUACCUGCCCACAGAUUAAACAGAGGCCAAGCCAAGGAUGCUGGGGAGAUUUUAAAACUUAGAACUUUCCAAAUACUGUAAAACAUGUUUUUAGUGCUUGCUGUAGGUUAUAAGAGUUGCAUUAGACCAUUUUUAUGAAAUGAAAUAAUUACGGCAACUAAUAUGAUGUUCUUGAUUAACCCAUUACUUGUCUGGUUUUUGUGAAAAUAAAUAUCAAAGCUUC
Stegastes partitus (bicolor damselfish) is the source of this 1110-nucleotide messenger RNA. Its product is annotated as neurexophilin-1-like. Gene Ontology annotation, molecular function: signaling receptor binding. The coding region runs from base 103 to 906 and encodes 267 amino acids. Lineage: Eukaryota; Metazoa; Chordata; Actinopteri; Pomacentridae. The transcript has 2 exons. The record is from RefSeq and is a predicted model, not a curated record.